This is a messenger RNA of Maylandia zebra (zebra mbuna), 2757 nucleotides long. Its product is annotated as 14-3-3 protein beta/alpha. NCBI's taxonomy places the organism in Eukaryota, Metazoa, Chordata, Actinopteri, Cichliformes, Cichlidae. The record is from RefSeq and is a predicted model, not a curated record.
GUGUAGCGGAAGUGGUACUGCCCUGAACGAUACGCUAAGUGAGACGGAGGACGGAGGCUGAAUCGUCCACAGAGCGAGCGAGAAGAAGAAAAAACAGUAGGAUUAAAAGUCACCGCAAUCACCAGGUGUGCCACGGCAAGGUGAAGCAAGUUCGUGUGAACUAAGAUAACGCACACACCACACAGUCUAGAAAAUGGAUAAGAGCGACCUGGUACAGAAGGCCAAGCUUGCUGAGCAGGCUGAGCGCUAUGAUGACAUGGCUUCAGCCAUGAAGGCAGUGACAGAGCAAGACUCUGAGCUGUCAAAUGAGGAGCGCAACCUUCUCUCUGUUGCCUACAAGAAUGUUGUAGGAGCGCGCCGCUCAUCCUGGCGCGUUAUCUCCAGCAUUGAGCAGAAGACUGAGGGCAAUGACAAAAAACAGGAGAUGGCACGUGAAUACCGGGAGAAGAUAGAAGCUGAGCUGCAAGAAAUCUGCAACGAUGUGCUUGAGCUACUGGACAAAUUUCUCAUUGCCAAAGCAUCUAAUCCUGAAAGCAAGGUGUUCUAUCUGAAAAUGAAAGGCGACUAUUAUAGAUACCUGUCUGAGGUUGCGUCUGGGGAUAAUAAGAAGACUACAGUGGAUAAUUCCCAGAAGGCGUACCAGGAAGCUUUUGACAUUAGCAAGAGUGAGAUGCAGCCAACACACCCCAUUAGGCUUGGCCUGGCCCUCAACUUCUCAGUCUUCUAUUAUGAAAUCCUAAACAACCCGGACAAGGCCUGUACCCUGGCUAAAACAGCAUUUGAUGAAGCCAUUGCUGAACUUGACACUUUGAACGAGGAUUCCUACAAAGACAGUACCCUGAUAAUGCAACUACUAAGGGACAACCUGACUCUGUGGACAUCAGAAAACACGGCAGAUGAGGGAGAGACCGAAGGAGGGGAAAACUAAUGGAAUUGCACUGUUAAUCCACCUACACUCUUUAUCUUAAACACAGACAGCUUAUAUACAUCCCCCUCCACUCCAUCAGCCCCUCCCACUUCUGUAUGACAAGCAGCCUGAAUUGCUUCCGACCAACUAGUUUACCCCUCUCAGUUCACUGUGAGGUGACAGGGUAAUUUUUUCAGUUGUUAGCAGAUUCAGUCACUCUGUGGAAAAUGUGUUGAUUAGCAAGUUCACAUUGCUGGUUUUUUUUAUUUUUUAUUUUUUUUAUUUUUUAUUUUUUUUGGUUCUUUGUCAGCUUUGUGCAAGUCUGCGUGUGGCAAGCGUGAGUGGAUGUGAGAGGUUGUGCGUAUGGUCUGUGGUGGGGAGGGGGGGUAUUGUGAAAUCUAAUCGUCCUUCCAAAGUCCUUGGUCCCCUGCUAGUUGUGCAUUUUUCAUCCCCCCACCCAUUAUUUUUUUUUCUUUUUGUUACGUUUAUUAUUUGUGAUUCCUUGUGAUAUUUACAGGUUUUAUUGUAUGGUAAUUAAACUGGCAGUUGAUUUCCACCAAACACUGUGAUGGUAGGCAUUCCAUUUGCUUCACAAGCCCCCCUCCCAAAAAACGUUUUUUGUUCAAAUUCUCAGACAUACAAUCCUGUAUUCAACUAACUGCAAUUCUGCUGUGGGCUCAUACAGAAAGGAGGCAGGCUGUAUUGUGACACUGACAUUUUGGUGUAAUGCUCCUUGAUCAUGUUCACAAAAUUCAGUUUAAGCUCUGAGGGACCCCUUAAAUUUGUCAUGUUCAAUUUAAGACAUUCCACAUUAUUAGGCUUUUUGGAAAGGCAGUGCUUUUUUUUUUCAUUUUGAACUAGGUAUGGGUUGUCAUUGUAGUUUUACUCACUGUUCAGGUGCUGCUUGACCUCAGUACAAUGGAAAUUGUAUGUGCGUAAAUGUGGUUCCAUGUAUUUUGCAAGAUUGACUAUCAUCUGUAUGUAAAACCUACAGUAACCUUUUAUUGAUGUUAAUUGAAAAUGUCUUACCACACUGUAUCAACCCUGCUUGCAAAAUAUUCCUCUUAAAGCGGUUGUUUUCUCCAAAAAAUGUUUUUGUGCCUGGCUUUCUCUUGCAGCUUUUUUUUUUUUCUUUUUCUUUUUUCUCCCCCAUUUAGACAGCAGCAUCUGCUUGUUGAUGAAAUCUCACAGAGAAAGAGUUAAACCAUUUAUUAAAAGGAAAUAGUUAAAUAUUUAUUAGUCUUCGCCCAGGUUCAUCAAUCUGCUGUUUAAAGGUAGCUGAUGUUAACGGAUUAUCUAAAAUCAGGUCUCCUUAAAAGUGUUUAGAAGGCCAUUUCAUGACUUUUGAAAAGAAACUCAGUGUCACAAUACCAUGUUAUCACCACUACAUUCCACACUCUUGUAGUUGAAGACACCAUUCCACAUUAUAGCUGACAGUCUGUUUACUCUGGCAGUGCUCCAAUGAAUUGAUAUAAUUUGUUGGGGGAAAAAAAAAUUCAUGUCAGUUUAUUAUUAUGCUUGAUGAAAAUGCAGUUAGUGAAUGUGGAACGAAGCCUGUCUGUAUAUCAGGUAUCUACUUGCUUUGUUUUUACUGACAAGUCUUAAUGGCUAAAAUUUGCUUCUGUAACAGUCUUAUUACCCAGUGCACACACGUGGUUGUGAAAAUUUAGAUUAGCUAUUAAAAAAAAACGAGAAAAGCAGUGACGAAAUGGAGAUAAACAAUGGUUGGUGUAAUUCUAGCUUUGUGUUUAUGUAUCUUAAAACCAUUCUAGUUUCACUCUACAUGUAAGAAAUAGGAACGUGUCAAAACCAUCCAGUGAAAUAAAGUUUCGUUUAAGAUAACAGGCAAA